AUGACUCCGCGGCGCUCCUCCGGGGGCCCUCAGUGUGCGUUUGAGGAGAACAAAAAAGAGAGAGAGAGAGAGCCGAGCGGGGGAGCGAGCGAGGGAGCCGCGCCGAGCAGAGAAAGAGCCGCCGGGCGCUGCCGCCUCGCUGGACGUCGCCGGGACCGCGGGGCCACCGGGAGGCACUUUUGGCGGCGGGGGGAGGGGGAGCGACCUCUGCAGCCCCGGCGCCCGGGCCGUCCGAGCGCCUGCGGGGUGGGCUGCGACCUCUGCCUCGGCGGAUUGCAUUUUUUAACUAAGGAUUCCCAGCAGCUCUUUGGGAUUUUUUUUUUUUUUUUCAGUUUCCACUCAUGUGUUGACACUCGUGCUCGGGAGAAACUCUUUUAA
Pipistrellus nathusii (Nathusius's pipistrelle) is the source of this 378-nucleotide messenger RNA. Lineage: Eukaryota; Metazoa; Chordata; Mammalia; Chiroptera; Vespertilionidae. The record is from the annotation of a GenBank genome assembly.